This is a messenger RNA of Phascolarctos cinereus (koala), 3210 nucleotides long. RefSeq names its product MKKS centrosomal shuttling protein (gene MKKS). Gene Ontology annotation, biological process: chaperone-mediated protein complex assembly; protein folding; cilium assembly. The record is from RefSeq and is a predicted model, not a curated record. Gene Ontology annotation, cellular component: nucleus; cytoplasm; kinociliary basal body. Gene Ontology annotation, molecular function: ATP binding. Lineage: Eukaryota; Metazoa; Chordata; Mammalia; Diprotodontia; Phascolarctidae.
AUAUAUUUGUGUGUAUCAACACACUAUACCUACACAGAGAGAGCUACAUGAACAUACCUCCCUCCCUCUAUAUGUAUUUAUUAUCUUCCCUAUUAAAAUGUGACAUCCUAUCGGUAAGGGACUGUUUUCACCCUUCUCUAUAUCCCUAACAAUUAGCACAGUGCCUAGCAAAUAGUAAGCAGUUAAUAAAUGCUAGUUCAAUGACUACUUUGCCUAGUGUGAACAGUCUGAGGUCACCUGGGUAUAGGUGGUAUUUUCUGACAUCUUAAUCUGUUUUAUUAGGGAAUUCUCAUCCUGGGGCUGCUGAUUUCCCCACUCCUUCCAUUUAAAAGGAAUCUGUUCACUUACUGUGUGAGCCUGGGCAAGUCACUUAACUCCACUGCCUAGCAAAAAAAUAAAAUAAAAUAAAUAAAAAGAAUCUGUUUUGAAAGAAUCCCUGCGAGUAUAAUCCAGUCCACGGAUUCCCAUUUUCUUUAAGCUUUUCUCAAGGCCAGGUUACUGGACUCUCUCAGAAGAGCUAGGCAACCUUCGACACGCUCCCCGGUAAAACACGGAGACUGGAAUAAUCCCAUCCAGGACCAGAUGGCCGGGGGCGGAGCCAACACGCGGGAAGGGGCGCAUGCUCAGUUGCUGACGACUAUCACCUGCUGCAGACGUCGGAAGGCGGCUCCUCUGCCAGGUGUCGGACCAGCGGCCUCCGGAGGCGGAGCGGCGGGUGGGCAGAAGGAAGUAUCUUACCCAAAGAAUUGUCUUUGGAACUUGAAUUUCACUUGGGCAUCAGAUCAAGAGAUGAAACAAACCAGCUGGAUUAGAAAGAACUGGCUCCUUGUAGCUGGAUUAACUUUCAUAGGUGUCCAUCUUGGCACAUAUUUUAUACAGGUAGCUGCAAAACAGUCUGCCAAAUCUCAAUUUGAAAAUGAAGAAAAGAAUAUCAAAAAAAUUAAGUAAAAGUAUCUGUGGAAGUAUUGAUGUAUGGUAUUCAAUCAUCAUGAUCCGAUGAACUUCAAAAGAAUAAGCUGUUUAAAGUUGCAUGGCCGGUGUGCCACAUGUUCUGACAGAUUGUUGAUGAGUUAAUUGUAUAACUUUAAAAUAUCUGUGAAAAUACAUUGUCUGAAAAGUAUGAUUAAGAAAAUAAAACGUAUCUCUACUCCCUAUAUAUAGCCUGAAGUAAGAUGUCUCGUGUUAAAGCUAAAAAACCUUCAUUAUGUACCUGUGAACUACUGACAAAAGAGAUUAUUAGUAAAUCUCUCUCUAUACUAAGAGCAGUUGUAACCUCUUGCUAUGGCCCUUCUGGUAGACUGAAGCAACUGCACAAUGGUGUUGGAGGUUCUGUUUGUACAACAUCAUCAUCAUCAUUGUUGUUCAGUAACCUUUCUGUCACCCAUCCUAUAUUAAAGAUUUUGACCACCUCUGUGCAAAAUCAUGUAUCACGUUUUAGUGACUGUGGCUUAUUCACAGCCAUUCUCUGCUUUAACUUAGUUGAACAUUUUCAGAGAUUAAACUUGUCGACUGCUACUGUCAUUAAAAUAAGUAAGCAUCUUUUGAGUCUCUGCACUGACUAUCUCAACUCUGAGUCCUGUGGCUGCCGAAUCUCUGUAGAUUUUAGCAAUAUGAAGACUCUCUUAUGUUUGGUACAAAGCAUAUUAACAAGCAAGCCUGCUUGCCUGCUCAACAAAAAAGAAACUGAUCAUAUCAGUACUUUGAUUCUGAAGGCAUUUUUGCUUACAAUUCCAGAAAAGGCUAAAGACCAUGCUGUUUUGGGGAAAAGUAUAAUCGUGCCUUUAAAAGAUGAAAGAGUUAUGAAUUCUGCUGUAUUGCCUGGAAUAGUCAUUGAAAUGCCAGAAGUUCAAUUGAUAAGGAAGUUUCCUAUCAAAAAAUUACCAUCAGAUGCCCUCAAGGUGGCACUCUUUUGUAUGUCUAUGUCUGGAGAUAUUUCUGAACCUGGAGAAGGAACACUAGUGAUCAGUUACGGAGUUUCUCUUGAAAGUGCAGUCUUGGACCAGUUGCUUAACUUGGGAAAUCGGCUCAUUACUGAUCAUGUUGAUAUUGUUGUGUGCCAAAAAGUUAUACAUCCAGCUUUGAAGCAGUACUUCCAUCAGCAUCACAUUAUUACCAUAGACAGAGUUGGAAUAUCUCUGAUGGAGCCCCUGUGUGAAAUGACAGGUGCACAAACUAUUGGAUCCCUGAGUUUUAUCUCACCUACAAGUUAUGGAUAUGUAAAGGAUUUAUGCUCUACAAACUUUGGUUCAAAACACUACUUUCACUUAAUUCCUAAUGAUUCAACUGUCUGCAGUUUGCUUCUCUGUAACAGAAAUGAGACUGCCUGGAAUGAGCUGAAGCUUGCAUGUCAAACAGCACUGCAUGUCUUACAGUUAACAAUCAGGAAGCCUUUGGCUUUGCUGGGAGGUGGCUGUACUGAAACUCACUUGGCCUCCUUUAUAAGACAUAAGGGUAUCAAUGUUCCAGAAUGCAUUCUCAAAGUCAAUGACUGUACCCAAACAGAAUAUAAAAUAGUUACUAAUGCAUUUUGCAAUGCACUACAGUCUAUUGCUUGCUCUCUAGAGCAUGAUAAAGGUAAAAUUCUUACCGAUAGGAAGUAUGGACACUUUUGGUCAAUUCCACCAGAUUUUCCCUCAAAUGUGAAAUGGCAGGAUUUGGUUUCAGAAUGUGGUUGUGGACUCUAUGGUAACCAGGAAGAACUAAACUGGUGCCUCUUACAAGACAUUCAUUCUUUUGCUCCGCAAAACUCUUCUAUCCAGCAAGCCACAAACUCCACUGGCCAUCUGACUUUGGACUGUUUUACUGCAAAGCUUCAUGGCCUACAAGUUGCUGUGGAGACGGCCAGUUUGAUUUUAGAUCUGUCAUACAUCAUUGAAGAUAAAAACUGAUCUGAAUUUAAAGUGCAUUUUGAAAAAUAUGUUUAUGGGAAAAAAGGCUCAAGUAGAAAAAUUAUUGAACAUAGUCACUCUCAAAGGCUUAACUUUUUUUACCCUUUUGUGUACAUUUUAUGAACUCAUUUGACUUGGACAUUUAAAGUGAACAAAAUUAUAACUUAAGUGGAGGUAUUUACCUAACAGUAAGCCUAUAAAGUAUUGUUAAAGGUACUUUAAUAACUACGUAAAGUUAGUGGCUACUGUACAAUAUUUUAUUUUUUUCUGAACAUUUCCUUAUUUAGAUUUAUCUUUCAAUAAAUAUGAAAUUAAAAAAACA